AUGGGAUUGUAUAAACGGAAGAUUACCGUUGAUGACACAGCUAUCACAUCGGCUGUUAACUUGACGUUACGACAGUCGUUGCUUCCGAAUGCAUUAGUUACGAUUUUGUUCUUCCUAUGGGGAUUUGGCUAUGGGUUGUUGGAUACAUUAAAUUCGCACUUUCAAACUACUUUGAACAUCACUGCUGGCAGAUCAUCCGGGUUGCAGGCUUCGUAUUUUGCUGCAUACUUCAUUUGCCCAUUGACUAUCUCCGGGUGGAUUGUUCGCAAGCAUGGAUUUAGAGUUACAUUCAUGACUGGUCUGGCUAUUCUCGCAGUCGGGUGUCUCCUCUUCUGGCCAAGUGGUGUGAAAAGGUCCUUCGGAGGCUUCUGUGGUAGUAUGUUUGUUGUCGGAGCCGGAUUGUCUACUCUGGAAACUGCUGCAGAUCCUUUCCUUGCCAUUUGCGGUCCCCCAAAGUAUAGCGAAAUCCGACUUAACUUGGGACAAGCCGUGCAAGGAGUCGGUACAUUCAUUGCCCCACUUCUGGCAUCUCGCGUCUUCUUUGCCAACACAGUCGAUACAAAUGCUGGACUGAAAAAUGUCCAGUGGACUUACCUAGGUGUUGCCUGCUUCGUUAUCUUACUUAUCUUCCUUUUCUGGCUCGCACCAUUCCCCGAAAUUACCGAUGCCGACCAGGAGGCGCUGGAGGGACAAAUCUCAGACAGCGAUACAGACGUUGGUCCAUUUAGCAAGCAAUACACCUUAUUCUUGGGAGUGUGGAGCCAGUUCUGCUACGUGGGUGCACAGGCUGCUGUCGCUGGGUACUUUAUCAACUUCUGUGAGGAGGCUGGCCGAAGCUCUGCGGCAAGUUCCGACCUGCUAUCUGUCGCCCAAGGCCUUUACGCAUUCAUGCGUUUUGUUUCUGGCGGCUUGAUGAUGCUGAAGCCAUUCAAGCCUCGCAUUAUGUUGAUCGUUUUCUUGGUUCUUUGCUUCAUUUUCACUGUGGUAGCUAUGGUUACUCAUGGUACUGUCUCUAUUGCAAUGGUUAUACUUGUUUUGUGUUUUGAGUCGCUUUGCUUUGCCACAAUAUUUACGUUGGCACUUCGUGGCCUUGGCCGUCAUACCAAGCUUGGAGGCUCUUUACUGGUUGCAGCUAUCUCUGGUGGCAUGGUCUUCCCACCUAUGAUGGGAGCUAUCGUUACUAAGGUGAAUGCCCACACUGCCAUGGCUAUUCCAAUGAUGGGCUAUAUUCUUGCAUUGAUCUUCCCAAUCUACGUGAACAUCUACAAGAAGGAUAGCAUGGACUUGCACCGCAACACUGAGGUUAACGUCUCAAUCCCAGUGAGCAAAGAUGUUGCAAUGGAAGAAGGGACCCAGAGUAAGCCGACUGCUGCGAAUGUUGAGACGGCUGAGGAUGAGCAGCAAUAA
Messenger RNA from Penicillium pulvis, 1407 nucleotides. RefSeq lists its product as uncharacterized. The record is from RefSeq and is a predicted model, not a curated record. Gene Ontology annotation, molecular function: transmembrane transporter activity. Lineage: Eukaryota; Fungi; Ascomycota; Eurotiomycetes; Eurotiales; Aspergillaceae. Bases 1 to 1407 code for a protein of 468 amino acids. The transcript is spliced from 8 exons. Gene Ontology annotation, biological process: transmembrane transport.